AUGUGUGACUAUCGUGGAUCCUCUGGGGAGCCUCAACAACAUCAUGAUGCUGACGAGGCAGAGCAGAGUCUCUCCACAUCAGAACACCUCAAGAAACACCAGCAGAGACCCACUGGGAAGAAAUCUAUUUGCUGCUCUGACUGUGGGAAAGGUUUCAAAUCUUCAUCAGAACUUGAAAUACACCAGCAAGUACACACAGGAGAGAAAUCAUACUGCUGCUCUGACUGCGGGAAACGUUUCUCAAGAUCAAAUUCACUAAAAGUACACCUGAGAAUUCACACUGGAGAGAAAUCUCACCACUGUUUUGAUUGUGGGAAGAGUUACUUAAGAUUAAAAUCACUAAAACUACACAUGAGAAUUCACACUGGAGAGAAACCUUAUAGCUGUGAUCAAUGUGGGAAGAGUUUUACUAUAUCUAGCUAUCUGACUAUACAUCAGAGAACACAUACAGGAGAGAAACCGUAUAGCUGUACUCAAUGUGGGAAGAGUUUUACUCAGUCAAGCAACCUGUUAUCACACCAGAGAAAACACACUGGAGAGAAAUCAUAUAGCUGUAAUCAAUGUGGGAAGAGUUUUACUCAGUCAAGCACACUGGUAUCACACCAGAGAACACACAGAGGAGAGAAACCUUAUAGCUGUGAUCAAUGUGGGAAGAGUUUCACUACAUCUAGCCAUCGGAUUGUACACCAGAGAACACACACAGGAAAGAAACCUUAUAGCUGUACUCAAUGUGGGAAGAGUUUUACUCACUUAGGCAGCCUGUUAUCACACCAGAGAAAACACACAGGAGAGAAAUUUUAUAGCUGUAAUCAAUGUGGGAAGAGUUUUACUCAGUCAAGCAACCUGGCAUCACACCAGAGAACACACACAGGAGAGAAACCUUAUAGCUGUGAUCAAUGUGGGAAGAGUUUUACUAAAUCUAGCUGUCUUAUUGUACACCAGAGAACACACACAGGAGAGAAACCUCAUAGCUGUGAUCAAUGUGGGAAGAGUUUUGUUACAUCUAGCCGUCUUAUUGUACACCAGAGAACACACACAGGAGAGAAACCUCAUAGCUGUGAUCAAUGUGACAAGAGAUACUCUGAUAAAAGAUCUCUAAUCAAACAUCAUAAAAUACAUACAUGAAGUAGUUGUUUCAUGACAUCAAUGAAAUGAUGUCACAAUGUAGAAUGUUUAAACAUUGUAGAAGGAGUAUUGUAAUAAUUUCACAAUGUAGAUCCCUAAACGUUUGCCCCCUGUUCUAUUGAUUUCAACAUGAUAUGGAUAUUAGCCCCGGGGAAAAUCCAGGCUCUGAAUUGAAAGAGUACUAUUUAUGUGAUUCAGCAAAAAGUGACUAACAAAAAAAGAGUUGUGUUACACUUACCACGUUGGUGACUCACUUGAAUCAAAAUGUAACACUUCAAAAUGUAGCUAGCUGUUUCUACAAGUUGUCCUCUAACUAGUGAUGUACACAUUCCCAGAUUCCGUGUGGUUUUUGAGCUGUUAGUUUUAACAGGACAUGCAAUCACGUCUCCCUCCUCUCGCACAAUUGAUUUCAACAUGAUAUCAAUGAGUGAUGACAAGUAAGUGUUGUGUUCCUUUGUUUAGCGACCCCUAAAUUUAAAUGCGUCACUCCAAAAUGUAGCUGACUGUGUUCUGCAGGUUGUCUUCUAACCAAAGAUAUCUCCCAUUUCCAUGUGUUUUUUUUUUUGUGUUAGUUUCAACAGCACGUACAACGUGAUUUCCCCCCUAAUCGAUAUCAGUGAUUUAUUGCUACUUGUCAAAACAACAGCGUUUCUGGUGCUUGUGCAGUUUAUAAGGUGCUUGUAAUAUGAUUACUAUUGUGGCAGAUGUUUGUGUAGUAGAUAGUACAUUUUAUAUUUAGGUUUUCUAUAUAUCACAAACUGUUUCUGCAUAUUGGUUAUUGAAAUGUACAUGUUAAAACUGUGUUUGGAGAUUGGGGCUAUCCCACCAAAAUAGCAAAAUGUUGUUGACAAGACGUCCAAUAUACGUUCGGUUUUAGUUGAAAAGAUGUCGUUUUGUCAGUGACUUGAAAACAACUUAAUUUCAAUGUACUUGCAGCAUGGACGCAGAAUAAUAAAUUGGCCAAUAAUCAA
Messenger RNA from Salmo salar (Atlantic salmon), 2096 nucleotides. NCBI's taxonomy places the organism in Eukaryota, Metazoa, Chordata, Actinopteri, Salmoniformes, Salmonidae. The record is from RefSeq and is a predicted model, not a curated record.